UGGUAUUGCCAUAUUCAUCCUAAAGAUUUGCAACUUGUUACACACUAAGAAUGAAAACAAAAUGGUAACCAUUACAGAUUCUUACACUGUGAUUCCAAAUGAACCAACUCCUGAUGGUCGUUUAUGGCUCACUGAUAUGGACCAAGUUGUACGUGUUCGAUGCCUACCCACCAUUUACAUUUACAAACCAAAACAAUGCCAAGAAAAUGCCAUUGAAACCUUGAAAAACUCUCUCUCCAAAAUUCUAGUUCAAUACUAUCCUAUGGCUGGUAGAUUGUGUUACACGGAAGGUGCUAGAUUAGAACUGAAUCUCAAUGCAAAAGGUGCUAUUUUGCUUGAAGCUCAAACCACUAACACAAUUCAUGAUUAUGGUGACUUUUCACCUUCUGACUUCACCAAAGAGCUUGUUCCGUUAAUCGAUUAUAAUCAACCCAUUGAAGAUAUUCCAUUAUUAUCUGUGCAGCUCACAAGGUUCAAAAACAAUGAUGAAGCCUUUGCAAUUGGCAUUGCUUUUUUCCAUCAAUUAUCAGAUGGACUUGGAGCCAUUAGAUUCAUCAACUCAUGGGCCAAAGUAGCUAGAGGAGAAACACUUGAGGAUAAUGAGUUACCUUUUUUGGAUAGAACAUUACUCAAAUUUUCACACACUCCUUUGGCACCUCGUUUUGAACACAUGGAAUUGAAGCCUCUUCCACUCAUUGUAGGAAGAAAAGACGCAAGUGAAGAAAAAAAGAAGAAAAAUUCAGGAACAUUAUUGACACUUUCAGCAGAACAAGUUGAAGAGUUGAAGAAAAAAGCUAAUGAAUAUAAUAUGAAGAAAAAAGGGUGUAGGGGUUUUAGUAGAUUUGAAGCAAUUGGUGCACAUUUAUGGAGAUGUGCAUCUAAGGCGCGUGAGCUUGGAGAGAAUCAAGAGAGUGUUGUUAGAUUCAAUGCUGAUAUUAGAACAAGAAUGAUCCCACCUCUUCCUAAAAACUAUUUUGGGAAUGCUUUGACACAAACAGCUGCAAAAGGGUAUGUUGGAGAAAUCACAUCAAAGCCAUUAGGUUAUGUUUCAAAAAUCAUAAGGGAAGCUACUGAGAUUGUUACAGAUGAAUUUAUAAGGUCGCAAAUUGAUGUUAUUAGGGGAUUUGAACAUUUGGAUGAUGCAAGGGCUUUGUUUUUAGGUGCUGUAGGUGAUAAUUUUCCAUAUUUUGGGAACCCUAAUUUUCAUUUAACUAGUUGGAUGAGUAUGCCAGUUUAUGAAGCUGAUUUUGGAUGGGGGAAGCCUGAUUAUUUCGGAAUGGCUAAUUUGUUUCCACAUGAUAGGGCAGUCAUCCUUCUUAGUCCUGAUGAAGACGGAUCUAUUCUUGUAUGUUUGCAUUUUCAGAUUGCACACUUGGAGCUUUUCAAGAAGUUCUUCUAUGAAGAUAUUUGAAAUUUUUUUAUCAUAUCAUUUACUUAUGUUUUGUUUGCAUUUUAAUUGUGUUUUGAUGUCAAGUUGCUUGAUUUAAUUUUAAUGUUUCGCUGUCUUUUUUGCUUGUCAUUUGCAUGAAUUUUCCUAUUCAUGAUUUCUAAUUCUUAUUGUAUUGCUUGAUUUACUUUGUUUCUGAGUUGCAUGAAUUUUUCUAUUCAUUAUUUGUAAUUCUUGUUGUAUUGCUUGAUUUUUCUAUUCAUUAUUUGUAAUUCUUGUUGUAUUGCUUGAUUUACUUUAUCAAUAUAUUAUUACCUUGGUGUUA
Lathyrus oleraceus (garden pea) is the source of this 1712-nucleotide messenger RNA. RefSeq names its product spermidine hydroxycinnamoyl transferase. Gene Ontology annotation, molecular function: acyltransferase activity, transferring groups other than amino-acyl groups. Bases 62 to 1411 code for a protein of 449 amino acids. NCBI's taxonomy places the organism in Eukaryota, Viridiplantae, Streptophyta, Magnoliopsida, Fabales, Fabaceae. The record is from RefSeq and is a predicted model, not a curated record. The transcript has a single exon.